Molecule: messenger RNA, 1506 nt
Organism: Lobosporangium transversale
Lineage: Eukaryota; Fungi; Mortierellomycota; Mortierellomycetes; Mortierellales; Mortierellaceae
Product: major facilitator superfamily domain-containing protein
Exons: 3
Coding region: 1-1506 (501 amino acids)
Biological process (GO): transmembrane transport
Cellular component (GO): membrane
Molecular function (GO): transmembrane transporter activity
Source: RefSeq, a predicted model, not a curated record
AUGCCUAACAACAACAACGAUCCAAUUGAAGUCGCAAGCGUAGUGAACAAGCAGGCUUUUGGAGAAAAAUAUGAAGUUGUCUAUUUUGACAGCUUAAACUCCAUGCCCCCUGACCAUGAUGAUCCACAACAGAUAAAGAAACAACAGAGUUUUCAGGGCUCUAGCAACAAGGACCUUGAAGUUGCCAAUGAUCAUCCCUGCCAAACCAAAAUAUCAGCGAUCCGGAGGAGGACGGCACCUUUAAUGCUUUAUAUCGUGUCUAUAGCACAGUUCAUUGAUAUCAUGAAUGGAUCUGCUAUGGCAGUAGCUUUAGUAGACAUAUCCAAAAGCCUUGGCUUUGACAACUUCUCCACCCAGUGGAUCAUCAGCUCUUAUAUCGUCACCUUCGGAGGAUUCUUGUUGCUCGCUGGGCGUACUGGAGACAUAUACGGCCAUCGUACUGUCUUCUUGAUCGGCCAAAUUUGGUUCGGUCUUUGGUCCCUCGUUGUCUCCUUCUCCACCACUCCUGCUAUGUUCUGUAUCACGCGAGCCUUACAAGGGAUUGGCGCCAGUAUGAGUGUUCCAACAGCAUUGGGUAUCAUCACUACCACAUUUCCUGAAGGACCGAAGCGUACACGGGCUCUUUCAAUCUUUGGUGGAUUCGGUGCGGCCGGAGCUGUGAUCGGUCUCCUACUCGCUGGUGCUUUGAUUGCGUCCAUGACCUGGAACUGGAUUUUUCGAUUCUCUGCAAUAUUCUCCUUUAUCCUCUUUGGACUUGGCCUCCUGGCUAUCCCAUUACCAACCUCAGUGGAGAAGAAAGACGAUCAUAAGCCCAAUAUAGAUGUCGCAGGAGCCUUAACUGUGACUUCCAGUCUAAUCUGCAUCAUUUAUUACAUUUCCACAGGUCCUGCGAUCGGUUGGGGCUCUGCCCAAACCUUACCCGUACUGGCGGCAGGCUUAGUUCUGAUGGGUGUGUUUCUGUGGCUGGAAAUACGCUCGGUGAGCAACCCAAUUAUGCCUCUCCGAAUAUGGCAUCUCAAGAGCUUUCCAUCUGCGUUUCUGGCUGUUCUAUUUUUGCAGGGUCAAUUUCAAGGAUUUGUUUAUUAUUCGACUCUGAUUUUCCAAAACGUACUGAGUUACGAUUCGAUGAAGACCGCACUAGUAUUUCUACCACACAGUAUUGGUGCAAUCAUUGCAUUCGCAAUCCUAGGCAAGAUCUUGCCCAGGUGUCGCCUCAAGCCUUUCAUAUUGACAGGGUUUAUGCUUCGGUGUGGGGCAGCUCUGAUGUUUGCUUUUGUGAACACAAAUACUUCAUAUUGGACGUUGCCGUUCCUUGGGUUGUUGAUCCAUGUUGCCGGAUUGGGGACUUCAGUUCUGCCGGUGCAGAUCACAGCACUAAAAGAUGCUCAAAAGGAGGAUCAAGGGGUCGUUGGGGGCGCUGUACUCAACAGGUAUGCAGUUAGGUGCACCUUUGGGCUUGGCGAUUGUCACAGUUAUCUCAGAAAACACUGUGAAAAGUGCCGAUAA